ACCCCUCCGCAGCCAGACGCGGAGUUUAGUUUGGAUGGAACUCGCGGAAAGACUACACAUGCUGCCGAAAAGGAGUUUUUACACCGCCGAGAGAGAAGUCACAAGGACGAGGCCCAGGGAAGAAGAGAGAAAAACGGAACUGAGGAGGCGAAGACUUUGCAGCCGCUUUGGUUUGGAUGCCGGCGUUUGGAUCAAAUAGUGAGAAAAGAGAGAGGGGCGCACUUUUGGCAUCUCACUGUCCACAUUGUUGAACUUAAUGGAUGUUGACACAGUGUUCCAGGGGACACACCCAGCUUUAACUUCCAACACAGGAACUGAAUGACCGGAAACAGGGACAAGAUAGACGGCCAGGUCCUUGGAGAAAACAAGCCGAGCAAAAUCACAAAGAGUGCGAGAUAACCACAGCACACAUCCUUGCAGCAAUGGGUGACUCCAGCGAAGACUACAGAAACUACACCUAUGACUAUUACCUGGAGUACGGCGACUUGGAGGAGCUCGAGGUGGACCACAAGCAGAGGGAAACGAUGCACAUCAUCUCAGUGGUCAUCUACAUCGUUUCCUUCGUGCUUGGUCUGAUCGGAAACGGAAUCGUCAUUUGGGUGACGGCGUUCAAAAGCAAAAAGACAGUCAGCAGUGUGUGGUUGCUCAAUCUAGCCAUGGCAGACUUUGUGUUCGUGCUUUUUCUGCCCUUCUACAUUGAUUACAUCCUGCGGGACUUCCACUGGGACUUUGGCGUGGCCAUGUGUAAGAUCAACUCAUUUAUGUCUGUGAUGAACAUGUACGCAAGCGUGCUCUUUCUCACUGUGCUCACUAUCGACAGAUACGUCUCUGUGGUCCAUCUUAACUGGUCGCAGAGGUGUCGCACCGUAGAGAGAGCCUGGACCGUAUGCGGGUGCAUAUGGGCGAUAGCUGCCAUCAUGAGCUGUCCGGCUCUGAUCUUUCGCGACACCAUGCGGUUACAUGACAAGGUGGUGUGCUACAACAACUUCCUCCUACAGGGCGAGCACUCGGAACCACACACAGCACUCAUGAGACACGUCACAAUCGUGGCCAUCCGCACCACCGUAGGCUUCCUUCUGCCAUUUACUGCCAUAUGUGUGACAUGCAUACUUUUGACAAUCAAAGUGAAUCAAUCCCGGGGUUCAGUUCGCCUGUCCAGCUUCUCCAAAACCGUCACUGCGGUAAUUCUGGCCUUCUUUUUGUGCUGGGCACCUUUCCAUAUUUUUAGCUUAAUGGAGUUGUCCAUACAUUCCUCAUAUUACCUACACAGCAUACUGAAAGCGGGAUUUCCUCUCGCCACCAGCUUAGGCUUUUUUAACAGCUGCAUCAACCCCCUGCUGUACAUGCUUCUGGGCAAAAAGGUGCGUCACAUCCUGAAGCGCGCCUGUCUGGAUAUAACAAAGAGUUCACUCAGAGAGCUCAGCCAGUCGAUCUCUGCCACUGAGGUAGAAUCUGUGCCGGGAGUUCAUCAGGACAGCGUCCCGGAAGAUUCUGUGGUGUUGUCAACUCUAUGAUUGCAACCAUCGUCAGACAUGUGCGGCUGUCUAUGAAAAACAAGUGGUUAAGACUGAGGAUUACUGAGGCCUAAAUAUGGAAGAGUAUCACAGCUCCUCCUUAGUGUUAAGAUUUUCCUAUUUUGUUUCAUUUGUAGAGUAACGCCUAGUUCAACUGACAGUUACUCUCAGUGGAAAAGCUGAACAGAGCUGUAUAUAACAUGCACAUGGCGUUAAAAUGUAUAAAAUAUAUCAUUUAUUUUGCACAAGCCAAGUUAUCUGCACAGAUACAAAGCAAGAUAAAGUCAUUUUAGAUGAUCUACAGAUAAUCUGCAUUCAUUUUUAUAUAAUCAAAUAAUAUUUUUUAAAAACAAAUAAUUAUUUGGUUGCAGCGUCUCAGUUGUGAGCUGCUUUUCUUUGCCCUCUAUAAUGAACUACCAGCCAUGUGUUCUGGACUGCUGCUCACACCAGACGAGCAAUUUGAAGACGUCUCUUUGGACGAUUGUGAUGAUUUUUCACGAUUUUUUGGCACAGAUCAAGGAAAUAUUUUUAGUCGCAGCUCUUGAUCAAAGGCAUUUUUCAUAUUAACUGAUAUUUCUAUGUACCCUUUUGGACUAAGGUAUCUGCUCAUUAACACUCAGUAGACUAGUGUGGCUCUUAAGGAUGACGUAUGACGCAGGUAUCUGAUUAUAGUCUGUAAUGUAACAUUAUUUUGUUUUUAUACAGUUUCAUAGUGGCUGCUCCAAUCAUGCAUUAAGAUUUUUUUAAGUAGUUAUUUUAUUGUAAUAUAUUUAAAGUAAAUAGUGUAUAUCUUAAUAAAUGGUUUCUUGGGAACAGUA
Molecule: messenger RNA, 2332 nt
Organism: Stegastes partitus (bicolor damselfish)
Lineage: Eukaryota; Metazoa; Chordata; Actinopteri; Pomacentridae
Gene: cmklr2
Product: chemerin chemokine-like receptor 2
Exons: 3
Coding region: 423-1514 (363 amino acids)
Biological process (GO): complement receptor mediated signaling pathway; phospholipase C-activating G protein-coupled receptor signaling pathway; positive regulation of cytosolic calcium ion concentration
Cellular component (GO): plasma membrane
Molecular function (GO): complement receptor activity; G protein-coupled receptor activity
Source: RefSeq, a predicted model, not a curated record